ACAGCGCACCUGUACUUUACAUCCGGGACUUUAGUUUGAAAUUUGAUGCAGAAAUAGACAGGAUUUUUAAAAAUUCUCCAUGAAAAACGGAAUAUCCGUGGUAGUACGCUAGUCUUCAGGUAUUAAAUAUUAUCACACUGAAGAGGAGUUCCGAAAGGACAACUUCACACGACAUCAUAUUGUAUUUUAGUCGUUCUAUGUAAGAUAUACGCCUAUCGAAAUAAACAAUCGUUGAAAAAUGGGGUGUGCAGUUUCGUCUGAAGACAAAGUUGCCCAAGAACGAUCAAAACAGAUCGACAAAAGCUUAAGGGCAGAUGGAGAAAAAGCAUCAAGAGAAGUCAAGCUUUUACUUUUAGGGGCUGGUGAGUCUGGAAAAAGUACCAUUGUGAAACAGAUGAAAAUUAUACAUGAGAAAGGUUACUCACAGGAAGAAUGCUUACAGUACAGGCCAGUGGUUUACAGCAACACAGUGCAAAGUAUGAUUGCCAUCAUUAGAGCCAUGGGACAACUUAAAGUAGACUUUGGACACUCCGAUAGAGCGGAUGAUGCCAGGCAACUGUUUGCCUUGGCCAGUCAGGCUGAGGAUGGUGAAAUGUCUAAAGAAUUGGCAGAUAUUAUGAAGAGGUUAUGGAAAGAUUCUGGUGUCCAAGAAUGCUUCGGUAGAUCUCGAGAAUUCCAAUUGAAUGAUUCUGCAGAAUACUAUUUGAAUUCAUUAGAUCGUAUCUCAACACCUGGAUACAUCCCAACAGAACAAGAUGUCUUACGUACCAGGGUGAAAACAACUGGUAUUGUAGAAACACACUUCACAUUCAAAGACCUACACUUUAAAAUGUUUGAUGUGGGAGGACAAAGAUCUGAGAGAAAGAAAUGGAUCCAUUGUUUUGAGGGAGUAACAGCUAUCAUCUUUAUUGUGGCCAUGAGCGAGUAUGACUUAACACUAGCAGAAGAUCAAGAAAUGAACCGAAUGAUGGAGAGUAUGAAACUGUUUGACUCCAUCUGUAACAAUAAAUGGUUUACAGACACGUCAAUCAUCCUCUUUUUGAACAAGAAAGAUUUAUUCGAAGAAAAAAUUAAGAAAUCCUCUCUUACUAUCUGUUUCCCAGAAUAUGCUGGAUCCCAGACUUAUGAAGAAGCAGCUGCCUAUAUCCAGAUGCAGUUCGAAAACUUAAACAAACGAAAAGAUACAAAAGAAAUCUAUACUCACUUCACAUGUGCUUGUGACACGAACAACGUACAGACUGUGGGCUGUUUUAAAUCAGAUUUCAAGAACAAAGACUGAAGGUGAACUCAACACAACACUAAGACAUACCACCAUCAAUAGUGGGACAACACUACAUCAUGAUCCAGCAUGGAUUUUGCCAAUCUCACUAUGGAUUAAAGUUAAUCUACUGAUCUAUAUGUGUACUCUCUGAUAAUCCACCCAUAACACACAUACACACACAUGUACUGAAUGUCUAUCUCUCUACUACACACUUUGUGGAUACCUUGUCUAUCAGACUGCUUGGACACUUUGUGAAUAUCUCGUUUAUCAGUCUACAUUGGCAUAGAUAAAGACUCUGUAGGAGCCAACAACAAAUUAUAAAUUAUACUAGAUGAAUCCAUGGCAGUCAUAGCCAGGGUAUCAUCAGCGAGACAUUAUCAUAAAUUUGGGAUUAAAGCAUGUUUAGAGGAAUCGAUCAUUGUUAAAGACCAAGAGACUGAUCAUCUUGUGUAGAAGAUUUGAGUGUGAACCUCAACUGCAAUACUCCUACACAUAUAACUACAAGCAGCAUGUACAAUACUUAUUAUACAAUACUUGUUUUAUUAUACAAUACUUGUAUUAUUAUUACCAAUUGAACUAAUCUUGAAGUUCUACAAACCUUGGAAUAACAAUUCAAAAUAUACAUUUCUGUGUGUCAAUCGUAUGAAUGUGACUAAAAUCUGCUUCUUCUUUACUUGGAUAACAAAGAUGUGUAUGAAACGGAGAUCUUUAUGUCAAGGAGGUUGAAGUAGAUACUGGAAAGCAUAAUGCCAGGAUGGAUGUGUGAUGUACAAGUGGUCUAGUUCUAAUCAUAUUGCCUUAUAUCUAAACUUAAAUCUAUUUAAUAGACCCUUCACCUGGGACAGAAGCUGUGUCUCAAUAUGUACAAGUUACAAGCUAUGUGCUCUAAAGAUUGGUGAGAAAAAAUCUAGGCAAUCAAAUGAUUUUUAAUCUGAUAUUAUGAUUUAUAUGAUCUCCAGUGGGUCACGUUGUCAAGUUUUUUGUCAUUUAGACUAUCACAAUGCUCUAAUUUUACUGGAGCAUUUUAUGGAUGUGAUGGUGUUUAUCUCAUUGAAUAUUUGAAUUUAAAAUUUAGGCCUAAUGCCACUUUUUCAAUAUUCAUGGUAUUUUGCUAGAUUUUUAUGACCACGAGGAUAUUUCAAGGACUUUUACUAAAAGUUACUGAAUAUGAAAUAACAGGUCAUCUCCUAAGAUCACAAUUCAAAAGAUUAAAAUCUCAUUUAUUGAGAGAAAUCUCGAAGUUGACAUCAUUAUGGAGAUGUCCAAGAUUAUCAUAUUUAGAAAUUAUUACGUCGUGGUUGUUCGAUGAGAAUGAUCAAUUUGUCCCGGGCUGCACGUGGGGGCGCAGCUGGUGUGGUUAGUUGUAACAUCUUGUCACAAUUACCACACUUAACCAGGCAAAUUGUGAUGUUAUAUUCCAUCAACGUGCAAGAUAUCAUGAUUUUUCAAUUGAUUUUGUGAUGAUUGUUUACAUCUUAGCUGACAAAUGGGUUACAUAAGUGGCUAUAUUUGUUUUGGCUUGUGUGACGUAUUUGUGUCAGACAUGAUAAAUUAUUAAUCGAAACAAUCAAUAGACAGCCAAUUGUGUUGCUAUCUGGGGCAACUUUCAAAUCCUAUCAUGUAUUUUAGUAUCUUCAAGCCUUAUUGUACAGCUAUAGUCUAGGUAACGAUAUUAAUCUGAACUGGAUAUGUAUUUUUGUUGAAUAUUUAGAAACUGUACUGACUUCGAUACAAUACUGUGUUGUGCAUGUAUAAAGAUUAAAAUUGUAAAAUGUUAUUAUUGUAAAAGUAAGUCAAUAAUUUAAUUGUGAACAAAAAAAUGAAUAUUUUAUUUUUAGAUAUUAUGAACCGAUGACGGCGUUUAUUAUCCCAUUGGACUAACAUUGAAUGGGAUACCUAUUUAAUUGAAAUUCCAUUUCAACCUAAGACAACCCCAUUUUUUAGAAAAAAAAUGUGUAUUAUAAAUACGGUAACCCAUUUAUGACAAAGAAAUCCAUUUUAUAAUAUAAUCUAUAAAUCCAUUUUUGAUGACUUUUUAUUGGUAUUUUUGAGGAGGCACUU
Messenger RNA from Owenia fusiformis, 3322 nucleotides. The record is from the annotation of a GenBank genome assembly. Lineage: Eukaryota; Metazoa; Annelida; Polychaeta; Sabellida; Oweniidae.